CCAAGGUUAGUAGACAUUUAAUACCAUAAUAUACUAUACUAACCUUGUGCCAUCCAUUGACACCAGUCACGUCAAAGUCAGAACUUAUUCAUUGUCAAAUUAUUUUUUUUGUUAUUUGAUGUUUAUUAUUGAUUUAUCCAAAUAAAUAUGCCGAAAAAAUUUCCUAGUGAAAAUACAAAAGCUGCUGCAGCCCGCGAACGAAAACAGCAAGUUAAGGACGAAGCUGUAGCUAAAAAGCAAAAAGAUAUUGAUGAUGCUUACUGGACAGAUAAUGAUAAACAAGUACAGAAGAAGCAGCAGAAAAAGGAUGCGGAAGAGAAAAAAAGAAUUGAGGCACUCCAAAGAAAAGCAGAAGCAAAAGCUCUCUUAGAAAAGGAAGCCAGUGAAGUCAUAAAGAAAGUAUCCAAACCUGCCCCACCUGUGAAGUUAACGAGAGCUCAAAUUGAAAGUAAAGUUACAGCAAAAGUACCGAAUCUAGUGAAAGCAGAAAAUAAGAUUGAAAUUCAUCUGGACAUUCCCUUAGAAGAAAAUAUUAAUAGACUUCAAAUUGAUGGAGAAGAAGCUAGAACUGUUGAUGAAGCUAUUACUUUACUUGGCACCAAAGAAGAUAGUGACAAACAUCCUGAAAAGAGAAUGAAAGCAGCUUAUAAUGCUUUUGAGGAAAGAAGACUCAAGGAACUAAAGAUAGAGAAUCCAACAUUACGUUUAUCACAGUUAAAGCAAAUGAUAUUCAAAGAGUGGCAAAAAUCUCCUGAGAAUCCUCUAAACAAUCAGUAGUCAUUGCUAUGAACAUUCAAUAUUCACAAGGAUACUAAGACUACUUAUCCGUACUAUACUGAUUAUCAUGUUCUCUGAGGAAGUUAAUAUGUGGGUUAUAUAAAUCACAGCAAUAUCAAAAUUGGAAUUCAUCAUAUUGUAUACUAAUUCAACUAUUUAUUUUCUACUACAUUAUACAUACAAAAUUGCAAAUACAUUACUUGUUGAUCA
This is a messenger RNA of Phaedon cochleariae (mustard beetle), 987 nucleotides long. Lineage: Eukaryota; Metazoa; Arthropoda; Insecta; Coleoptera; Chrysomelidae. The record is from the annotation of a GenBank genome assembly.